Messenger RNA from Hemiscyllium ocellatum (epaulette shark), 1885 nucleotides. RefSeq names its product down-regulator of transcription 1 (gene dr1). Gene Ontology annotation, biological process: RNA polymerase II preinitiation complex assembly; positive regulation of transcription by RNA polymerase II; chromatin remodeling. Lineage: Eukaryota; Metazoa; Chordata; Chondrichthyes; Orectolobiformes; Hemiscylliidae. Gene Ontology annotation, molecular function: core promoter sequence-specific DNA binding; TBP-class protein binding; general transcription initiation factor activity. Bases 294 to 827 code for a protein of 177 amino acids. The record is from RefSeq and is a predicted model, not a curated record. The transcript has 3 exons. Gene Ontology annotation, cellular component: negative cofactor 2 complex.
UUUCCGGUGGCCGAUCCAAGAUGGCGCCGUGGCCGGGAGAAGGGGAAUGAGUGUGGGGCGGACAAGGAGGCUGACUUGGUGACCACAGCCCGGCCGGAUUAGGGCCUGGAUACUCGGGGAUUUAACGGGAGCUUCCGAGGACCGCGUUGGUGGGAUCGGAGGAGACAGAGAGGGAUCCUGCGGAGGAGGAAAGGGGAGUUUCAGUCAGAAACUGUGGGCGGGAGGGGGGUGGUGUAAGGUUUUUUUUUAAAAUCCAGAGAAGGCUUUUUACUUUUGAAAUACUUCCUCGAGCCAUGGCUUCGGCGUCCGGCAACGACGACGAUCUGACAAUCCCCCGGGCGGCCAUCAAUAAAAUGAUCAAAGAGACGCUGCCUAACGUGCGGGUGGCGAAUGAAGCCCGUGAGCUGGUGGUGAGCUGCUGCACUGAGUUCAUUCACCUCAUCUCCUCCGAGGCCAACGAGAUCUGCAACAAGUCAGAGAAGAAGACCAUCUCCCCCGAGCACGUUAUCCAAGCCCUGGAGAGUCUUGGAUUUUGCUCUUACAUUAGUGAAGUAAAGGAAGUCUUGCAAGAGUGUAAAACAGUGGCUUUAAAGAGGAGAAAAGCAAGUUCACGUCUCGAAAACCUUGGCAUACCAGAAGAAGAGCUGUUGCGCCAACAACAGGAGCUAUUUGCAAAAGCCAGACAGCAGCAGGCAGAGUUAGCCCAGCAGGAAUGGUUACAGAUGCAGCAAGCAGCCCAGCAAGCACAGUUAGCAGCAUCUGCCACUGCCAAUCCAGUCAACAAAGCAGGAUCAUCACAAGAUGAAGAGGAAGAAGAUGAUGUGUAAACCUUACCAGCAAAUUUGCUGUACACAUCUUUUACCACGUGUUAACAAUGACUUGGUAUGUCUGCAAUUUCCAGCUUCAUUCACAACUUUGCAGACCGGCUCCUGGUGUUAAGAGUGUCACUGGUCAAGUUACAGUUGCCAUGAGUUUUCAUGUGUAACAGUGAAUCACUUAAGUGUACAGGAUUGGAAGUUUUGCAGACUGAUAUUUAAUAUUUACCUAACAACAGGUGACCAGAAUUGGGAGCAACAAAUCAUUGCAGUACUUUAUGGCUCCAGCACCUGUUACUUGUAUCUUUCUGAAAUUCAGUAUUGUUACUGCUCAUGAAUCUGAGAAGUAAUGCUUCAGUUUGUGUAAUCGGUUGCUUCCUUAUUGUUCAGUACCGACAGCAAAAUUUAUUAAGUGGCUUAUUUAAGUUUGCAACUGAAAUGUUUUUUUAAUGUAUGACUUGUAACUGGUGGUAAGAAUGACUUUUAAAAAAUUCAAAUUUAACUGCCCGUAUUUCAUUUUUUCCUUUGAAAAAGAUGUUUGACUGGGUUCACGGAAUUUUAAGAAGUAAUCAUAUUAACUUUGAUAAAACCAUCAGAUCUGUAGUCGGCUAUUUACUCUUGAUUUUAUGUGGCACGUGUUCUUACUUCAUGGCUAGUUUUAACUCCUGAAUGUUAAGUAAACUGUAUUUCCCAAUGUCAGUGUUAAAAACAAAACAUCAUUUUAGUCAGCAGUUAUAGUACCAAAGAGUGAAGUCAACAGUGGGAAGAUUGACAAACGAGUUAGGGUACUUAGAGAGUGUAUAUUAACUGCUACUUAAAUGUUUUAGCUGUUUUUGUACUGUCAUGUUCAUGUUCUUACAAAAAUAUGCAUAACUGCUAACUAUUUUGGGAUUGACAGAUUUCACCUUUAUCUGUGAGAGAUUUCCAAUGCAGAGUGUAUGUUUUUUUAAAUCACAAUGCGAAGUUGAUUGUGCUAGUUAAUAUGUAACUCUUCCCUGGUGCUUAUUGUUCUCUUACAUUUUUUCAUGUGCUGUUUCUCUUAGCAAUAAAAAGACAUGUUUUUAUUAAAA